AUGUAUUAUUUUUAUUUCUGGUUUCAUGAGAAGAGAAAAUGCGCUUUAGAACUUUAUCUUAGAGGAAUUGGGAUAUACUUAAUCAAGAAAGUGAGGGAUGUGACAAGGAAUUACAACCUUUGCAAUGGAUGCUUGGAAAUAGAAACAUCAACAUGUACAUGGGGAUCAUAUGUUGUGAUAGGCCAACCUUUAAGCCCAUAUACCUUUAUAGAACUUUGAAUUUAAUGUUCUCAAGUUUAUCAUGAUAUCUGGCUAUAUUUAUUUCCGUUUGAGUUUAAAUCGUGUAAUUUUAGUGAUUUACGUCAAUUACAUAAUGUUCUCAAGUUUAUCAUG
Lactuca virosa is the source of this 333-nucleotide messenger RNA. The record is from the annotation of a GenBank genome assembly. NCBI's taxonomy places the organism in Eukaryota, Viridiplantae, Streptophyta, Magnoliopsida, Asterales, Asteraceae.